AUGGCAGCAAUCCGCGCGGCUCCCCUCAGGCAGCUCAACGGCUUCAAUGGCGUCAACCCCCACAUGAGGCUCAUGGCCACGGGUCUCCGAUCAUUCUCCACUGCCCGACCUGCCGCUGUCCAGGUGUCGAAGCCCGCCCAGGCUGCGCCGGUCCCUUCGGCUAGCCAAUCCUACAUCAAAGGCACCGUCAACGACCCCACGACGUUUCCUCCUCCCUCUGCUGCGCACGGCUCGUACCACUGGGCAUUUGAGCGCGGGCUGAGCGCCGCGCUGGUGCCCCUCGUCGCCAUCGGUGCCGUCCGACACGGCACGAGCGGCGCCAUCGACGCCUCGCUCGCCCUCGCUCUCGUCGUUCACAGCCACAUUGGCUUCGACUGCAUCUUUGCAGACUACCUCCACGAGCGCAAGUUCCCCAUCUUGGGCCCUGUCGCCAAGUGGGGCCUCCGGGCAGCCACUGUCGGAACGCUCGUUGGCCUCUACGAGUUCCAGACCAACGAUGUCGGUCUCACCGAGCUCGUCGCUCGUGUCUGGACGGCGUAAUGGAAAGGAAAGCGAG
Acaromyces ingoldii is the source of this 556-nucleotide messenger RNA. RefSeq lists its product as hypothetical. Bases 1 to 540 code for a protein of 179 amino acids. Gene Ontology annotation, molecular function: ubiquinone binding; heme binding. Gene Ontology annotation, biological process: mitochondrial electron transport, succinate to ubiquinone; tricarboxylic acid cycle. The record is from RefSeq and is a predicted model, not a curated record. Gene Ontology annotation, cellular component: mitochondrial envelope; membrane. The transcript has 4 exons. Lineage: Eukaryota; Fungi; Basidiomycota; Exobasidiomycetes; Exobasidiales; Cryptobasidiaceae.